This is a messenger RNA of Vollenhovia emeryi, 686 nucleotides long. Its product is annotated as longitudinals lacking protein, isoform G-like. The transcript has a single exon. The record is from RefSeq and is a predicted model, not a curated record. Lineage: Eukaryota; Metazoa; Arthropoda; Insecta; Hymenoptera; Formicidae. The coding region runs from base 205 to 498 and encodes 97 amino acids.
AAUAAAAAUUUUUCUUGUGUGAUAAAUCCUUAGUGCAAACGUACAUUUUAUUAGGUCUUCAUGUAUCGGAUCGACGUUGCUAUCGGAAGAACAUGUGAACACUUGGUCGUAACGAGUUUAUGAUUUAUACAUAUACAUAUAUAGAAGAAUAUAAAUUGCCAUCUAACAAUCGCACAAACUCUUUCAGAAUGGUGCUUCAACGCUAUGGAGGAGAUCGAUCCUUUGGCGUUGCCAUCGCAGCAAAAUAAGUCGGAUUGUCGGACAAUUGAAGACCAAAUAACGGUGCAAGUCAACUCUACGAAGGUCUACCCGUGCGUUCGUUGUGGACGGUGUUACAAAGUGAAGAGAUCGCUGCGUCGACAUAUUGUGGUCGAGUGCGGCAAGGCGCCGAAGCACAAGUGCCCUUACUGCCAGCACCAGAGCAAGUACAGGGCCAGCAUAACGAAGCAUGUGACAAAUGUACACCCGAAUUUGCCGUACCCGUUACCUGACGAUUAAUCGUUUCUAGAAUAAUGUUAUUUAUUCUCUUUUUUUAUAAUACUGAUAUUAGUAGUAUUUAUACUACUACCAGAGAGAAAUCUGAGAGCGGCCACGCCGGUAUUUUAUGCGGGGUCUCUACAAUGCGAGUCUCAGAGUCGUAAUUAUACACAUAGUAAGUAUAGACUGAGCGUCCCAUUGAAUAAGCU